AAGUUACUCCUGCUUUUCAUCUAACCCAAUUAUUAGAAAAAAAGAUUUAUUCUGUUAAAAACCCAAACCUAAAUGUAAACCUUGAACUUACCAAAGACCAACAUGAUCAAACCAACCAACUCCUAAUAGAAAACAUUAAUAUUUUCUCAGAAAAUAUCUUAGAAGAUGGACAAUCCAAAGAAUUAGAACAAACUGAU
This is a messenger RNA of Racocetra persica, 197 nucleotides long. Lineage: Eukaryota; Fungi; Glomeromycota; Glomeromycetes; Diversisporales; Gigasporaceae. The record is from the annotation of a GenBank genome assembly.